This is a messenger RNA of Pristis pectinata (smalltooth sawfish), 2231 nucleotides long. Its product is annotated as fatty acid-binding protein 1, liver-like. Lineage: Eukaryota; Metazoa; Chordata; Chondrichthyes; Rhinopristiformes; Pristidae. Gene Ontology annotation, molecular function: fatty acid binding. The transcript has 4 exons. The record is from RefSeq and is a predicted model, not a curated record. The coding region runs from base 251 to 634 and encodes 127 amino acids. Gene Ontology annotation, cellular component: cytosol; nucleus. Gene Ontology annotation, biological process: fatty acid transport.
UAUUCAAAAACAAGUCUCAGCUGUGUUGGUUUUCCAUUGCCUGUCCCCUGGGCAACCACAGGUAAUCCUACGCAAACAGAAAAUUACAAUCUUAUUUGCAGAUAGAUGCUGCUUGCUAAGUAUGGUAGUACAUCCUUGUUAACAUUACCAUCGAAUAGUUACUCAUUCAUUUUACAAAAUCUAAUUCUGAAGUGCUGCCAAGAUUCGCUGGAAUCAAUUCUUAACAACUUCACAGCAACAAAAAUUCCAAAUGGCCUUCACUGGAAAGUAUGAAUUGGAGAGUCUGGAAAACUUUGAACAACUCUUGAAAGCUCUAGGAUUCUCAGAUGAUAUCGUUCAGAAAUAUAAAGACAAAAGCAGCGUUGUUGAGUUUGUUCAGAAUGGGGACUCCUUUCAAUGCACUUACCACUUUGGUAACAGAGCUACCACAAACAAUUUCACCAUUGGACAAAAGAGUGAAUUUGUAUCUUUCACAGGGCACAAAGUUGAGGGUUUGGCGAAGCUGGAAGGUGAGAAUAAGCUUGUUAUCACAAUGCAGGGAUUGACUGUAAUGACGGAGCUGAGUGGAGACAGAAUGAUUGAAACUAUUACCAAUGGAGAAGUUACCUGCAAGAAAAUUAGCAAAAGAAUUUAAAGUACAGAAGUAAAUGAAGCCUGAACUGCACCAUGUUAAUGAAAGGAAAGCAACCAUUUUAGAGUCAUAGAUACGAAUGGAUUAUUAUUUAAUAAAUUUUGGGCAAAUGAUUUAAAAAUUCUCUGUCCAUGUUAAGUACAUAAUGAACACGUCAGACUUUGAAAGUCUCUAGUCUUUGGUUAAAUUGUUUUACAAAACAAUUUUAACAGGUGCCCAGAAAGAAACAUGUCCCUUAUGUAAUUAUUUGUUUUGUGUAAACUGAAUAAUGACAAUUGCCUUAAAGCAUUAUAAAAUGAGUUUAGCCAUAUGCUGAAUUUUCAUAUAAAAACAAAGUACUGCAAUAAAACAGAUUAUUGAUGUGAAACAUCAAUGCUGUAAAGAUUUUGCUUAACCUACUAAGUAUUCCAGUAUUUUCUAUAUUUCCAUGUCUGAGUUACAAUAUAGUGAAACUGAUAGAAUGGCACAUUUUUUCCCUCUAAUCUAUUUUUGUUUGAUCAUAGAAACAUCCUAAUUUGAUAGUAUAAGGAUAUCUCUGAAGGAGUGAAAGCUGAUAAUAAAUUACAAAGGGCCUUUGUAUAUGAGAUAAAAAAUCGUUACCCUUAGACCAUACAUUUAUGGUCAAUCUCCUGAUUAGAGAUAUUCCUUCCAAAGUAUAGAGAGAACUGCACUUAAAACUGACAUCAACUAAGAGAUUAACAUUUAAAAUCUCUCCCAUGUCUCCUAGUUUAAAUGGAGUACCUUACUGUAACCACAUUACAUCUUUAAUGGUUGAUAUGGUCUUGAAACACGCCAAGAAAAAUAAAGUUAUCAAGUAUUCAAUAAUCACCACAUUUUAAUUUUAGCAUGACUUCAACUCACCUUCCAGAUUUAUUGAACAAGGUUUUCCAUCUGAUGUUGGUUGACCAACCUUUAUGGUGGAGCCAACCACCUGGAGGCCAUGUCCUUUUUGAGAGAAAAGUUAAAUAUAUAAAAUAAUUAUUUAAGUAGAUCAUCAAUAAAAAAGGAAUUAUUUAUAGGGGAGACUAAUUUUCAACCAUAGUGUUCUGUUCUAAUGGCCUUUCCAUCAUUAAGCCCAAAUAACACUUUCCUUCAAUAAGUCUAUACUUGAUUUUUGUACGAAGAAAAUAAAUUACCUAUUGAUUUGAAUGACUAUAAAUUAUAUAGCAAUGUGGAAAACUAUUGAAUAAUUGUACUAUGUAACUAUGUACCAGUGAAUCAAAAGAAGCAGACAACAUUUUCACAAACAGAAAAGGAACUGUUUCACAAUACCACGUUGGCAAAAUGCCCUUUCUGUUUUGUUGAUAUCUGCAUUAUAAAAAUAACUCUUCAUGGGUUUUAUUUGCAUGGGAAAAUUCUGAACAUCUCAUCUGCAUUAAAUUUACCAGUGCAACAAAAUGCAAUUCUGGUUGUGAUUUGCCAAGGGAUUCCUCUCCGGAUUUCUAAAGUAACGACUGAAAAUUUCAGAUCUAGUGGGAACAAACAAUCGGCUGGAAGGACUCAGCGGGUCGAGCAGCGUCUGUGGGAGGAAAGGAAUUGUCAACCUUUUGGGUAGAAAACAAUGCAUCAGGAUUUCAACCUGGAACAUCGACAAUUCCUU